This is a messenger RNA of Schistosoma rodhaini, 606 nucleotides long. The record is from the annotation of a GenBank genome assembly. NCBI's taxonomy places the organism in Eukaryota, Metazoa, Platyhelminthes, Trematoda, Strigeidida, Schistosomatidae.
AUGGCCGACCUGCCGAUUUAUGUGUUUACCGGACCUUCUGGGGCUGGUAAAAGCACGUUACUACAAAUUUUGUUGGAGAAGUUUCCCAAUAGUUUUGGCUUCAGUGUAUCUCAUACAACGCGAAAACCACGCCCAGGGGAAAGAGAUGGAGUAGAUUAUCACUUUACCGACAGAGAUACGUUUUUGAAUGAGGUUUCUCAAAGGAAAUUUCUCGAGUAUGCAGAAUUUGCUGGGAACUUUUAUGGAACAUCAAGAGUAGCUGUAGAAUCAGUACUUAAUGCUGGUCGUAUAUGUAUUUUAGAUGUUGAACUACAGGGAGUUAAAAGUAUCCAUGCAAUUCAACCACCGUUGAAUGCUCAAUAUAUCCUUAUUCGUCCAUCUUCAAUUAGUGAAUUGGAAAAGCGUUUACGUGGCCGAGGAACAGAAACUGAAGAAUCUCUAUCUAAGCGGCUUGCUCGGGCUCGUGAAGAUAUUGCAUUCUCUGAAACUGAAGAAGGCCAGAAACUGUUCACAAAAAUUAUAAUUAAUGAUGAUCUUAACACUGGAUAUAAAGAGUUAGAAAAUUUUGUUCUCCCAGCUGUUAAAUGUACUAAAUGUGCGUUAUAA